Hypomesus transpacificus is the source of this 835-nucleotide messenger RNA. It is a transcript of the gene abca4a, whose product is annotated as ATP-binding cassette, sub-family A (ABC1), member 4a. The record is from RefSeq and is a predicted model, not a curated record. The coding region runs from base 56 to 835 and encodes 259 amino acids. NCBI's taxonomy places the organism in Eukaryota, Metazoa, Chordata, Actinopteri, Osmeriformes, Osmeridae. The transcript is spliced from 7 exons.
UUGUGUUCAGGCCUGAGUCCUGUUGGACGGCCCCUGGGGGGUCAAGGGAGGAGCCAUGAGGACAGCCGGUCAGAUCCGACUGUUACUGUGGAAGAACUGGACCCAACGCAAGAGGCAAAAGGUCCGGUUCUUCAUGGAGAUCAUGUGGCCUGUGUUUCUGUUCAUCGGCCUGGUGUGGCUCCGAAGAGCUAACCCUCUUUACCGCCAACACGAAUGUCACUUUCCCAACAAGGCCAUGCCCUCCGCUGGAGUCCUGCCCUGGAUCCAGGGCAUCGUCUGCAAUGCCAACAACCCGUGUUUCCAGUACUCCACCCGUGGAGAGUCGCCCGGCCUGGUCUCCAACUACAACAACUCCAUCUUGGCCCGGUUCUACUCCGACGCCCAGGAGCUUCUGCUGUCCGACCCAGAGUUCCUUCAGCUGGGCCGGCUCUGGAGAGAGCUGACCACCAUGAGCACCUUCAUGGACACGCUGAGGACCAACCCAGAGCAGGUCGCAGGUCGAGGGGUGAAGGUGGAGGACAUACUGAAGGAUGAUGAGACUCUGACGUCCUAUCUCCUGAGAGACGUGCGGCUCACUGAGUCUGUGGUCUUCCAGCUGGUCAACGCUCAGAUCAGAGCAGAGGAGUUUGCGUUCGGCGUGCCCGACCUCCACCUGAAGGACAUCGCCUGCAGCCAGACCCUGCUGGAGCGCUUCCUCAUCUUCCCCGGCCGCUGGGGCGCCUACAUGGUCCACAACGCCAUGUGUGUCCUCACCCCCCAGAAACUGCAGACCAUCGAGGACAGACUCUACGCCAACGUGGACUUCUUUAAGCUCUUCCGCCUGGCCAGUGACUGA